GGCACGCCAUUGGCUCUCCUCGCUGUCCAUCUCGGGCUGCGCGCAUGCGAUUGGCCACGGCUCACCAGAAGGGCGAGCUAGGUUGCUACCGCGCUGUCAGAACCGAAACCAAAAUAACGUGAGCGAAAUGGAGAGGCAAAAGAGAAACUAAAUACGCUGCAAAAUCUCACGGCGAGACACAGCCGGGCUAUAUUCUUUGACGGAGAAAAAAGGACACGGGCCGAGUUCAGUCUCCUCUCAGAAAGCUCGGACUGGCUCUGUGGCCGCAGAUUAUUCGAGGGUUCACGCUGGAUAAUGUCGGAGGGAAAAUGUGGGAGAGCAGCUUGUUGAGGUUGUGUCGCCACAUAAUAAGGCAGUAGACAGCAGCAUCAUGGCCCAUUUCGACACGGAGUACCAACGCCUGGAGGCUUCCUACAGCGACUCCCCUCCAGGAGAGGAGAACCUGCUGGUCCAUGUACCAGAGGGUUCCAAAUCUCAAUGGCACCACAUAGAAAACUUGGAUCUCUUCUUCCAGAGAGUCUAUAAUCUUCAUCAGAAGAAUGGAUUCACUUGCAUGUUACUGGGGGAAAUCUUUGAGCUUGUACAGUUGGUCUUUGUGGUGACAUUCACAGUGUUUCUGGCCAACUGUGUGGACUAUGACAUCCUCUUUGCCAAUAAAUUAGUCAAUCAUACUGACUCUUCGAAGGUGACCCUUCCUGAUGCCUUUCUUCCAGUGGAUGUGUGUAGUGCUCGGAUCCAUGAUAAUGUCUUUGUUAUUUUCAUUCUGGUGAUCUCGGGGGUCUUCUGGCUCCAUCGAUUAGUAAAAUUUAUCUAUAAUGUCUGCUGCUACUGGGAGAUCCGAUCAUUCUACAUAAAUGCUCUGAAGAUGUCAAUGGCAGAGCUUCCUUAUUUCACCUGGCAAGAAGUGCAGGCACGGAUCAUCGAGAUCCAGAAGGAGCAUCAGAUCUGCAUCCACAAGAAGGAGCUAACUGAGCUGGACAUCUACCACCGCAUUCUGCGCUUCAAGAACUACAUGGUGGCCAUGGUGAACAAGUCCCUGCUCCCCAUCCGUUUCCGUUUACCUUUUCUGGGUGACAGUGUCUUCUACACUCGGGGUCUCAAGUACAACUUUGAGCUGAUCUUUUUCUGGGGACCUGGCUCUCUCUUUGAGAACGAGUGGAGUCUGAAGUCAGAAUAUAAACGUGGAGGAAACCGGUUAGAACUGGCCGACCGCCUGAGCUCAAGGAUCUUGUGGAUCGGUAUUGCAAACCUUCUCCUGUGCCCAGUCAUUCUCAUCUGGCAAAUCCUCUAUGCGUUCUUCAGCUACACGGAGGUCAUCAAACGCGAGCCAGGCAUCCUGGGGGCGCGCUGCUGGUCUUUGUAUGGCCGCUGUUACCUGCGCCACUUCAACGAGCUGGACCAUGAGCUGAUGUCACGUCUCAGCAAGGGCUACAAGGCGUCCUCUAAGUACAUGAACUGCUUCAUGUCGCCACUUCUCACGGUGGUUGCCAAGAACGUGGCAUUCUUUGCUGGUUCCAUACUAGCUGUGCUCAUUGCCUUGACCAUCUAUGAUGAGGACGUGCUGGCUGUGGAGCAUGUUCUCAGCAGCAUCACACUCUUAGGGGUGUGCAUUACAGUCUGCAGGUCAUUUAUUCCUGAUAAGCAUAUGGUGUUUUGCCCAGAGCAGCUGCUCAAAGUGAUCCUAGCGCACAUCCAUUACAUGCCGGACCACUGGCAAGGCAAUGCCCACCGCUAUGAAACCAGAGAUGAGUUUGCCCAGCUCUUCCAAUACAAAGCUGUGUUUAUCCUGGAGGAGCUUCUGAGUCCUGUCAUCACGCCCUUCAUUCUCAUCUUCUGCUUGCGCCGCAAAUCUCUAGAGAUAAUUGACUUCUUCAGGAAUUUCACUGUAGAGGUGGUGGGAGUGGGAGACACCUGUUCAUUUGCUCAGAUGGAUGUCCGUCAACAUGGCCAUCCAGCGUGGAUGUCUGCUGGGAAAACAGAGGCUUCUAUCUAUCAGCAGGCUGAGGACGGCAAGACUGAGCUGUCACUUAUGCAUUUCGCCAUCACUAACCCACAAUGGCAACCACCGAGAGAAAGCACCCAUUUUAUCAGCCAGCUGAAGGAGAAGGUGCACAGAGAGGCCACUGGGGGGCAGCAGGGGACCGCAGCAGAAAAUCAUGCUUUCACUUCUACUCACUCUUUACAGUCAGAGUCUGAGCCCCGAAGUCUUAUUGCUAACCUCCUGGCUGGACCCCCAUCCUUAGCCUCCCUGCAUCUGGGUAGAGACAGCUCCAUAAUCAAUCACUUGUCGAUCGGUGUGAGUGAGGGGACGUCUGCCCUGCGCUCACUCUCCCCCCUCAGCACCAGCCUGCACCUGCGGGGCAGUUUCCCCUCCGCUAGGUUGCCCCGACCGGACCACCCUGCUGUGGCAGCGGGACGAGCCAUGGCGGGCUCAGGGACUGAUGCCCGUACUGUCAGUUCAGGCAGCAGUGCAUGGGAAGGUCAGCUGACUAGCUUGGUCCUAUCAGAAUAUGCCUCAACAGAGAUGAGCAUUCAUGCCCUCUACAUGCAUGAGAUGCAUAAGCAGCAGUCCCGUGGGGAGCUGUCGCGGCACACAUGGCACAGGCAGGAGAGCGACGAGAGCAGUGAGAGCGUCCAUGACGAUGUAGAGGCAAUCCGCAACCUCCCCCGCUCCAGCACAUUCCCCUUCGCCACCACUCCCAGCCAGGAGGGGGCAGGACUCCAGAGCAGCAGCCAGCGCCGUUAUGGAGGAACUACAGAGUCCCUGUGUGGAGGCCCUCGGGUUCAGAGGACAGCUCGGAUGCCAAUGGGUGGUUGGUCAGAGGAACCCCACACAGGCCGUCAUCAUGACCCUGUUCCAGAGGAGGGCUCUGAAGAUGAGCUACCUCCACACAUCCAUAAGGUGACGUAAUAGGAUUCUCAUCCCCUUUGGAGGACUCCCAACAAGAAUCUACUCCAAAGAGUUAGAAAACCAUAUUUAUUCAUCCUUGACAGCACUGACAUUCAAGACAGCUUACCACCUUGCAACAUCAACAGCUGACUUUAGCAAAAGACUCAAGGGGGGGUAUUCCAUGAAACUGGGAUGUGUUCAGUAUUUUCCCUGAGUAGGUAAAGCUCUGUCAAUCAUCAUCAUUUUUAUUUUAAUCAUUGAUUUUGGACGAAAGAUAUUUGAGGUAUCCAUGACAAGCUGUGAGGCUGCAGUUAUCCUGUUUGAAUCAGAGGUGAUACAUAUUUUGCUCGUGUAAUUUUCAUGCAGUUAAGAAGAGAAUUGUUUUAGAUGGGUGAAGGGAUAAAGUAUGAUUUGUUUAUUAAGUUGCCCCAGUGUGCUUUCAAAUUAGUCAAACAGAGAUAAUGAACUGAUAAUGGUUCUUAAAACGAACCUUAAAUAUGUAAUGUAUAUUUGAUUACUAAAUUUGUGUACUGUGCCAGAGGAUGCUCAAGCAAAUCUAAUUACUAUUCAUUUUGCUGAAUCCUGUUUUGUGUAAGUACUGUGCCAGAGAGCCUGAAAACAGCGCAUAUUGUUUUACAGCUUGAGGGAAAACCACUAAAACCUGUUGAAGCACGGCACUGGAUAAGACACUGCACCCUGACAUGCAUGCUCUUUACUCUUCUACUGUUUGCACAAAUUUGAAACGAGAAUGCACUUUAACUUUUUAGAAUCCAAAGGAUGUUUCAAAGUUUAUAUCAUUUCGCUUUUUGUAAAGGUUUCAUACCAGGUUUUGUGCCUAAGUUUGUGCAGAAAAUCCAGGCUUUUGUCAGAAACGUCUUUAGUUUUGCUGUCUGCAGCUCAGGAGAUUGAACUGAAGGGAGAAGGAGGAUGGAUGUUCAAUAUCAUGGUGAUGAUUUGGAUGUAUAGACUUGCAGACCUACGGUGCAGACCUACGCCCUCUGCUGGUCGCAUUGAAAACAUUUAAAUUCGCCAUGUAUUUUGCCAAAGGGAAGUGUAAGAGCAGUUUAAAAUGACUUAAAGGGGCACUCUGGACAACAUGAACAAUGUCUCCAUGCCUGUGUCUGAUGUAAACAUGCCUACGUAUGUCCUGCAGUGAUGCUAUAAUAGUCUGAGGAGUGAGAUUUACCAUCAUAAAGACUAGAAAAAAACACUUUUGAUGAUGUAUACUGAAGAUGGGAGGAACUUUAGAAAAACUACAAGCACUUUAGUGGUGGGUACUUGGCCGGGCUGUUUCAAAUGUUUUUCCCACUAGCUGGAAAUAAAGGAGGAAGCCGGAAAACGCAUUUCUAUUAGGAAGCCAGACGUCUCGCCUGUAUUUACUGGCCUCUGCACCAUCAGUGCUUUUUUAUUCACUGUGGGUGGGGGAUUCUCAGUGGUUGUAGGAAGAAUUUUUGUGAGGCAUGCUGGGUAUUGUAGUGAAAGAACACAAAAAGGAUACAAAAUCGUGAGAUGUGUCAAACAGAUGAGGCAGGGGGAUACAGUGCAGCACUAAUAUAACAGUUUUAGGUCAGAAUGCCCCUUGAAAGCCAGAACUUUUGUGAAACAGCCAUUCUAUGACCACAGCUACUGUGAGGGCAGUAAAGCAUAAUGAUUUUCAAGGUCAUAGAACUACAACUGAGCAACAAAUCCCAUGGCUUGAUGCUGGUGGUGCUUUGAGGAACAUGUGAUAGUGAUGUCAUUCAUUUGGUCAUUGAUAUAAACUAAAAUAUGACUGAAUAUGUGGGAUGCACCUCGCAGAGUAUGCUCUAAGUUUUUUUUAUUAUUUAAUGCAACCAGCAGGGGGCGAUCUGAACACUUUCCUUCCCUGUUCUUAAAGGCAUUCUUAUAGAUGGCAAGCUGUUCAGUUAUGAAUCAUAUUCAACGUUUAACAUGUUUGUUUUUCACAGUGUCAUUCACAAUGUUUAUGUACAGAAGGUCUGCCUCACAUCAUCUGACAAGGUUUCUGAGGCCCCCAGGUGCUUAAAUAGAACCACUCCAAGAUGCACCGGCUGCAUGACGCUCAACCUCCUUGCCAUUGUAGAUGUUGAAUGAUUUUACAGUUGGCCAAGUAGACUGUAAAAAGGCUUCUCUGACCUGAUCUAACUUAUCAGCUAUACAUGUGCAUCUUUCUUUUGUUUUUGGCCUUUUUAUAGACUGUGUUGUAUAUUUAAAUUUUGUACAGAUGUAAAUUCAUCAUUAAAGUAUUUAAUAAUUUGCGCAUUUAAAA
Molecule: messenger RNA, 5156 nt
Organism: Pygocentrus nattereri (red-bellied piranha)
Lineage: Eukaryota; Metazoa; Chordata; Actinopteri; Characiformes; Serrasalmidae
Gene: atg9a
Product: ATG9 autophagy related 9 homolog A (S. cerevisiae)
Exons: 16
Coding region: 371-2911 (846 amino acids)
Biological process (GO): protein localization to phagophore assembly site; autophagy of mitochondrion
Cellular component (GO): autophagosome; phagophore assembly site
Source: RefSeq, a predicted model, not a curated record